AUGGCGUCGGUGACGUCGCUGGACAACGACCUGCGCAGGCUGCGCCUGGAAAAGUACACGCCUGCAGCUGCCAACGAAGCCAAGCAAUGGAUUGAGAGCGUGCUAGGCACCCGCCUUCCUGGCAAUGACCUGCUCGACGGCCUGAAGGAUGGCGUGGCCCUGUGCAAGCUGGUUAAUCUCGCCAUUGGACCUCCUGGCGUCAAGUUUAAGCAGUCGAAUAUGCCCUUCGUCCAGAUGGAGAACAUCUCGCAGUUCCUGCGUGCCUGCCAGCUCCCGCCCCUGAGCCUGCAGCAGCACGACAUGUUCUUGACCGUCGAUCUGUACGAGCGAAAGGACCCUGCCCAAGUUCUGCAGUGCAUUGGCGCCUUCAGUCGGGCCGCCAAUGCCAUUAAUCCGACGGCGUUCCCUACCGUGAUCGGCCCCAAGAGCUCUCGCGCCGGCCUCGUGAGCCCCCAGUCUACCGGCUCGGUUGCUGCUCCGAUUGGGUCCACAGCCGGAUCGCGCACCCGUGAUGUCUCCGGAUCUAGCAGCGCAUCCAAUCUCUACGCCAAGUCGUCUCUUGCCUCGUCCAAAACCGGCGAUUCCGGCUCAGGCCGGCCGCGGAGUCCUGGAAAGUUUGGGACAAGCCCCCCGCCGCCCGUCAGCACCUGGAGCAAGAGAGAGGACGAAGUUGUGACGGCUCCAGCCUGGAAUAUCGCCCAGUAUGGGUACAUGGGCGGCGCGAGUCAAGGCAACCUCGGCAUCUCGUUUGGUGGCCGUCGACAAAUCACCAGCCCUGGGCCGUAUGUGCCAACUUUGGCUGAGAAGGAGAAGAAGAGGAAGGAGAAAGAGGCAGAAGAGGCACGAAAGCGGAAGGAGGAGGAGGAACGACGAAAGAGAGAGAUCGAGGAAGAGGAAAGGCGAGCCAGAGAAGAAGAGGAGCGCAGAUGGGAGGAGGAAACACUCCGUCUUAGGGAAGAAGAGAGGAAGAAGCUCGAAGAGGAAAAGAAGCGCUGGGAGGAAGAAGAGCGGCAGUGGAAACUGGAAGAGGAACGCAGACGCAAGGAAGAGGAAGAAGCUGAGGCCCGACUGCGUGCUGAGCGAGAGAAGGCUCGCAAGCAAAGGAGCAGUGGUCAGCUUCGUGGUCAGUAUCUCAGCAAGUAUCAAGAGGAGGAAGAAUUGGAGAACAAGCGACGGAUACGAGAGCUGGAGAGGCAGCUCGAGGAAGCUCGGAGACGCGAGGCCGAGUAUGAAAGAGCAAGGCAAGAGAGAUUUGGGCGAGCUGGGCUCAAGGCAGACGAGCGAAAGGCGCGGUCUCGCUCUCGGAGCCGGCCCCCGCCGCAGUCACCGGGAGUCGCUAGGCAAGACUCGUGGAGCGUGCGCGACGAGGCCAAAUUUGUCUCGACCCCCGUGCUGCUGCGGGAGAGACAGCAGGAAGAGCUGGCUAAAGCCGCCAUACAGUCGCCACGCCCUCUCCCAGACCCGGCAGCACUUCCCACAGCGGCCAAGCUUAAGCCACACAAAACAGGGGGCGUGGAAGCCUUGACGCCGCCGGCGCCUGCUCUCCCGCUCCGCAAGCAGCACACCGGCUCGCGUCCGCUGCCCGACCCGACCAUCUACCCACCAACCUCACCGGGGCAGCAACCCCAUGCCAGAGCAACUUCCCCUCUCCCGUCCCCGAACCAAGCCAAGUUGGCGAGGCCGAGCCCUUUCGCCCCUCGCAGCCCGCCCCAGCCCGGGGACCAGGAAGUACCCAAGACAACCUAUGCCCGCGAACUGGGCUUCUCGGCUGACGACGAAAGCCAGCGCCGUUCCGGCACACUGACAUCCUCGCCAACUAAGAAGGGCAGCUGGGCAUCUAAGUCACUCCUGGAGCGCGAGAUGGAGCUUGAGCGGCAGCGGCAGCGUGAGUGGGAAGAAGCCCAGCGUGAGACGACCCAGUUGAAGGCGAACAACCCAAGCGGCGGAGUUGAUGGCAUCGGCGGGGGCAUCGGGGGACGAUGGGAUGUGAGUCAGUGGACGGGAUACACUGGAGGGGAUAAUCAGAAUCGGGGGACGCAGGGUAUCGGGGCGAGUAGGAGGCCGAUCGUUGGGCCAAGGCCGCUGCCAGAUCCGCCAAAGUAG
Messenger RNA from Thermochaetoides thermophila DSM 1495, 2103 nucleotides. RefSeq lists its product as uncharacterized. The transcript has a single exon. Gene Ontology annotation, molecular function: protein binding. NCBI's taxonomy places the organism in Eukaryota, Fungi, Ascomycota, Sordariomycetes, Sordariales, Chaetomiaceae. The record is from RefSeq and is a predicted model, not a curated record. Bases 1 to 2103 code for a protein of 700 amino acids.